AGAGGAGACAUCUGUAAGUAGAAAUCAAAUGUUAUUCGUUAUUUAAAUAUCUAAUCAAACGUUUAAACGGCUGUGAAUAUUUAAGUAUUUAUACACUGCGUUAAAAAUUUUUGGAAUUUGUUCAAGUAAAAGUAAUGGAACCAAUGGCAUUAGGAUCACCUGUUGGAAGUCCAGUGCAAAAUCCUGGAAGUCCAGGAACUUCUGCAUACCUCCCAAAUUUCCUUCUAGGUGAUUCUACAACGCCUGCCAAAAUAAGUUUGAUGGGCCCACAAGAUAUUCUGAAACAGUCACACAUUGGUCACAGUGCACUGACCUCUCCACCUUCCCACUAUGGUACUCCAGAUUAUCGUAGUAAUCGUCAGAAAGCUGUGUUCGGAAGUGCUAAUACUCCUAACACAUCACAAAUAGUCACAGAAAGCCACACUGGUGGACCUCCAACAAGAGGACUAUUCGAUACUCUAGAAACUUCUCAAACUGCAUCACCCUACUUGUCAGCAACAAAUCAAAGUAUACCUUGCUAUCAACCAAGACUUUUAGUGAAUAGUAUGAAUACUUCUAUAUUUAACGAUGGUGCAAUGAGCCCUAAUGCAAAUGAAUCACAAGGUCUUUUGCAAUGGGUAACCGUUUUCGGUUUCUCUCCUAGUGAUAUGAAUACAGUUUUAGCUCACAUCUCGAGUAGAGUUCGCGUAGUGGACAAGCAUCCUCCACCACAUUCACAGAGCAACUGGAUACACUUAAAAUGUGCUUCAGAAUUAGAAGCACAAAGGGCACUCGCGUGUAAUGGAAAUAUAGUAUCUGGAUCUAUAAUGAUCGGUUUGAUCCCUUGUACAGACGAGGGUGUUAUAUUAGGGUCGGAUAAAGAGAGUCGUUCAAGAAUGAACGGAAGUACUAAAUGUUUCUCGAACCUAGCAAGAGUCACUCAAUCGCCAGAAUACAAUACACCACGCACACCUGUUAGGAUACAAAAUGCAAGGCCACUGGCAGCUGGUUACAAUCAAAAUCUUAGUUCACAAUCAGUGAGAUCGCCUGAAAAUGUUCCACAGAAAUCUACAGGUUUAGUUUCGAAAGCAAUGGAAUACAUGUUUGGGUGGUAAUUUUGACUGAAGACAAUUAUACAUGCUGUUUCGAUAAUGACAAAUAUUAUUUAAUAUGUAAUUCUCCUUAUGUUUUUAUAAAAAUCGAAUGCAAUAUAGACAUGAAUAAUCCGAGAGAGGAAUAUAUAUAUAUAUAUAUAAAAGAUCCCAAAAAUGUCUGUUUACGCUUCUUUACUAUCGAUGGUACCAAAUAUAAAUCUUUAUAAACACCAA
Molecule: messenger RNA, 1307 nt
Organism: Bombus impatiens (common eastern bumble bee)
Lineage: Eukaryota; Metazoa; Arthropoda; Insecta; Hymenoptera; Apidae
Product: nucleoporin Nup35
Exons: 3
Coding region: 135-1094 (319 amino acids)
Biological process (GO): nuclear pore organization; NLS-bearing protein import into nucleus; regulation of DNA-templated transcription
Cellular component (GO): nuclear pore nuclear basket; nuclear pore central transport channel; nuclear membrane
Molecular function (GO): structural constituent of nuclear pore; phospholipid binding; single-stranded DNA binding
Source: RefSeq, a predicted model, not a curated record